GCCGGGGACCGUUGGAGCGCAGCGCAGCGCAGCGGAGCGGCUGAGGCGGUUUCCGCAGAGGACGGGGACGGCGCGGCCGCCUGCUCCGCUGCCCCCGGGCCGCCGGCCGGGGAACGUUGCCUUUAAAAGUACAAAGAGGAAAUUGUGUAUAGAAAAGUGAAAGUUGUCCCUAGAAAGCUUCCUGUGUGAUCCAGGUAACUCACCACCUGGACGCGAGAGAGCAGCUUGAUGUUGUAUACCUUGACUUCCAAAAGGACUUUGAUUUAGUAUCCCAUGACGUCCUCUCGAUACAAUUGGAGGAUUGUGGGCUUCACUCCAAGACAGUCAGUUGCAGGAAGCAGGAUGUAGACCAAUGGCUUGAAGUUGCAGCAAAGCAGAUUUCAAUUAGAUAUCAGGAAAAACUCCUUCACCUGUUAGAAAAGUGGAACAGAUGCCAUGGGAAGAAUGAUUGAGGAGAGUGGGAAGAGAAGGAGGACAAUGGCGGAGAAGAGGCAGCUGUUCAUGGAAAUGAGGGCCCAAAAUUUUGAUGUCAUCAGACUUUCAACAUAUCGGACAGCCUGCAAGCUGAGAUUUGUGCAAAAGAGAUGCAAUCUUCAUCUAGUUGAUAUCUGGAAUAUGAUUGAAGCCUUCAGAGACAAUGGCCUUAACACAUUGGAUCACAACACAGAGAUCAAUGUGUCUCGACUGGAAACAAUCAUUUCAUCAAUCUAUUACCAGCUAAAUAAACGCCUUCCUUCUACUCACCAGAUCAGCGUGGAGCAAUCCAUCAGCCUUCUUCUUAACUUCAUGAUAGCAGCAUAUGACAGUGAGGGCCAUGGGAAGUUGACGGUAUUUUCAGUUAAAGCUAUGUUAGCAACCAUGUGUGGUGGGAAAAUACUGGACAAACUAAGAUAUGUUUUCUCCCAAAUAUCCGAUUCCAACGGAUUGAUGAUAUUUACGAAGUUUGAUCAGUUUUUGCGAGAAGUGUUAAAGCUCCCUACAGCAGUAUUUGAAGGGCCUUCUUUUGGAUACACGGAGCAUUCUGUGCGGACGUGUUUCCCCCAACAAAAAAAGAUAAUGCUAAACAUGUUUUUAGACACAUUGAUGGCUGAUCCACCUCCUCAGUGCCUUGUAUGGCUACCUCUCAUGCACAGACUUGCUCAUGUUGAAAAUGUCUUCCAUCCUGUGGAAUGUUCAUAUUGCCGGUGUGAGAGCAUGAUGGGUUUCCGGUACCGAUGCCAGCAGUGCCACAACUACCAGCUCUGUCAAAACUGUUUUUGGCGUGGCCAUGCAAAUGGCCCUCAUAGCAACCAGCAUCAGAUGAAGGAGCAUUCCUCUUGGAAAUCACCUGCAAAGAAGCUGAGCCAUGCAAUUAGUAAAUCUUUUGGUUGCGUACCAACUAGAGAGCCGCCGCAUCCUGUCUUUCCUGAACAGCCAGAGAAGCCACUUGAUCUUGCUCAUAUAGUAUUUAGAAAUUGAGGUAAUCAAACGUCCCACGUAAUCCUGUGACCACAGAUGAUUCUGGACCUGCCAGGAUCCCUCAGAGUAAGACUCCCUUUCGCUGAACCGUUGCAAGCCUUGCGUUAUUCAACCCAUCUUCCAUAAGUCACUGGUGGAGGACAGAGAGAGAGGAAGAAAGAAUGACUUGCAAAUAUAACGUUUGGGGUUAUGGCUCAAAAUGUGAAAAAAUAAUCAAAUUCCUGAUGUUUCAGUAAAACUCCUUUUUGCUUUUAACUGUUUCUCUGGUUUCUGCAGCCAGUCUGCAGAAUAUUAGGGUUCUGUGAAGAGCAUGUCUCCUCUGCAAUUUUCAAAUAAGCAGUGGGAAGAAAAUUAUCCAAAGGUAACGUGAACUAUUUGAAGGUAAAGUCUCUUGUAUGUGAGCAGUGCAGGGUGCUUCUAAAUAACACUAAGGAUAAGAGUUCUUUUUUUUAGGCUUCCCAAAAAAUAUAAAAUAACAUUUAUAUAUCUGUUAAGAUUCUGGCUGGAGUAGUCAUUGUCCAGCUAUAAGAGCAGCUCUGCAAGCCUUUAGAUUAAAGAAGAGAAGUCAUUUUCAGGCCCUUCAGCAGAGCCAUAGUUUACAUAUUAUCAAUGUCAUUUAUGUAGGAUCCAUGAUUCUAAAAGAUUAUUUGCCUCUGAAUUGCUAACUUGUGCUAUAUUUGUAGCUGCAGCAGGUGGAAGUAUUACAGAAGGAUUAAGAGAUGGCCUUUACAGUGAAUAAGGGGCAGAUCAGGUUGCUGGAAACAGAUUUAACUACAACCAUAACCCUUCUGAAGUGUCCCCUUUGCAUCUUAAACUAGGCAUUGUAUUGAGCAUCAGUCGCUUCCAGGGUCCAGGUGGCGGUCAGUACUGAAGCAAUGAAGCCUUCUGCAGCAUCGAUGUUCGCAGAAAAUGUUGUGCUGCUGAAGCUGCCAGCUUCUGAGUGAGAGCUAAAACUACCUUUAUUGUCAUUAAAGUUUUUAUAAUCCCCGCAUCUCUUCUGCUACUAUUAGAGGCAAGCGAAUCGGAGCAUUUUUUGCAGCUGGGACCAUGCACUUUUCUGGGAAGCCGUAAUUUCCCAGUUCAAACCUGCUUCUUGAACUUGCUCUGUUUUACUAUGGCUUGCACUAAGCUGAAGGCUAGCUCCGCAGUGCUGAGGAGAGGCUAGUUGGUUUGGGGUGGUGGUAGUAGUUGAAGGAGUCAUUUUGGCCUAAAUGAGCACUUGGACUGAGUCUGGGAGAAGUAAAGCCGGGGGCGAGAAGUGUGCGCAGACCGUAAGGCACGAGUGCGGUUACACAUCCAAGAUGACCAGUCACAAGUCCAAAUCUGAGCUCACCUUUAGACAGGUGAGUAGCACUUAUAUGGCUAAGUUAACUAUGUGAAUGGCAUUUUGGGCCACCUACAGAGAUGCUUUGAUCCUAAUUUUCCCACGAGGAAACACAGUUCCUCGGAGUUGCAGACCAGCGGAGGCGGAGGACCCUCCUGCCUUCUCGCCUGAGCACAUCACGGCGAGGGCACUUGUCCAGGCAGCGGGAGCGCCAGCUUCUGGCUCUCCUCACCCAGAAAGGCCUUGAUCCUGCAUUUCCCAGCAAAGUGUUAUGACCAUCA
Messenger RNA from Alligator mississippiensis (American alligator), 3063 nucleotides. RefSeq names its product dystrobrevin beta (gene DTNB). The record is from RefSeq and is a predicted model, not a curated record. Gene Ontology annotation, biological process: synaptic signaling. The coding region runs from base 436 to 1458 and encodes 340 amino acids. The transcript is spliced from 13 exons. Lineage: Eukaryota; Metazoa; Chordata; Crocodylia; Alligatoridae. Gene Ontology annotation, cellular component: plasma membrane; synapse. Gene Ontology annotation, molecular function: zinc ion binding.